Molecule: messenger RNA, 1068 nt
Organism: Penicillium paradoxum
Lineage: Eukaryota; Fungi; Ascomycota; Eurotiomycetes; Eurotiales; Aspergillaceae
Product: aldo/keto reductase
Exons: 5
Coding region: 1-1068 (355 amino acids)
Source: RefSeq, a predicted model, not a curated record
AUGGCACCUCUCCCAGCUGGAGUCGCAAAGUCCCUCGAGGAGACCAAGGUUGAAUACAAGCGCCUUGGAGAUAGCGGACUCCGUGUAUCUGUUCCUAUUGUUGGAUGCAUGAGCAUUGGAAACCCGGAAUGGGCUGACUGGGUUAUUGGGCCAGAAAAGGCACUCCCACUGUUGAAGGCGGCUUAUGACCGGGGAAUCAAUACUUGGGAUACAGCCAACAUUUACUCCAAUGGCGAUUCCGAGAAAGUCAUUGCCCAAGCGAUCAAGGAAUAUAACAUCCCGCGACAGAAGUUGGUGCUAAUGUCCAAGGCAUUCAGCUGCGUGGGAGAGCAGCAGUUCCAUGCUUACCCCAUUCUUGAUGAACUGCGGCAAACCAAGGACUAUGUGAACCAGUUUGGUCUCUCGCGGUCCGCAAUCUUUACCGCGGUGAAUGACUCCCUCAAGCGUCUAGAAACGGACUACCUGGACGUGUUCUGGAUCCAUCGUUUUGACGAAUACACGCCAAUUGAAGAGACCAUGCAUGCUCUUCACGACCUAGUCACUGCCGGAAAGAUCCGAUACCUCGGAGCUUCGUCGAUGUGGACGUACCAGUUCGCCAUGAUGCAGGCUUACGCAGACAAAAAGGGAUUGACGAAGUUCAUUGCAAUGCAAAAUCGUUAUAAUCUGCUGUAUCGCGAAGAGGAACGCGAGAUGAUCAAGUACUGCAACGCAACGGGCGUUGCUGUUGUGCCAUGGGGUCCCCUUGCAGAAGGACAGCUUGCUCGUCCCCUGAACGUACGAGGAACGACAACUCGGUCUGCCGGUGGCGAUGAAAGCCCUUCUCCCAUGCGGCCUGAAUCCGCAGAGAUUAUCAACAGAGUCGAGGAGCUGGCGAAGCGCAAGGGCUGGACUAUGUCGCAAGUUACCCUGGCCUGGACGCUGAAGCGAGUAACGAGUCCCAUCAUUGGCUUCAGUAGCGUGGAGAGAAUCGAGGAUGCUAUAUCUGCACGCGGUAAAGUGCUGACACCCGAGGAAGAAAAAUAUUUGGAGGAAGUGUACACACCAGUGGAAGUUGUGGGCCAUUCCUAA